Kwoniella botswanensis is the source of this 963-nucleotide messenger RNA. RefSeq lists its product as uncharacterized. The coding region runs from base 1 to 963 and encodes 320 amino acids. The transcript has 11 exons. Gene Ontology annotation, biological process: transmembrane transport. The record is from RefSeq and is a predicted model, not a curated record. Gene Ontology annotation, cellular component: peroxisomal membrane. NCBI's taxonomy places the organism in Eukaryota, Fungi, Basidiomycota, Tremellomycetes, Tremellales, Cryptococcaceae. Gene Ontology annotation, molecular function: coenzyme A transmembrane transporter activity; NAD transmembrane transporter activity; FAD transmembrane transporter activity.
AUGGGAGAUUCGGCAAUCCACGCGUUGGCAGGAUCAGUGGGGGGAUGUGUAUCAAUGGCAUUGACAUAUCCCCUCGUCAAUCUGUCCACUAGAGCAGCAGUCCAAACCAAGAAAGAGGAUCUGACCCUUAUCCAAGCAAUUAAGAAGACCAUCGAGAAGGAAGGAUUGUCCGGUUUGUACUCUGGUCUGUCAAGUUCCUUAGCAGGGAUAGCUAUCACCAAUGGGGUUUACUACGCUUUCUAUGAAGAGACUCGAUCAGUCUUACUUCGACGAAGAUCCGCAACAUCUCACUCUACAAGUGCCCUUAGUACUGGCGAGGGUAUCAUCGCGGGGUUGAUUGCUGGCUCAAUCACAACGGUAGCUACCAACCCCAUCUGGACGAUCCAAACCAAACAAUCCACCCAAUCAGUCAUCGAGACCAAAGAAGGAGAGACCAAGAAAGUCAAACCGGGAGCUUUGGAAGCUGCUAAUGAGAUAUACGAGAAAGAUGGGUUGAAAGGUUUCUGGAGGGGGAUUGGUCCGGCUUUGAUCUUGGUGAUCAAUCCUGUGAUUCAAUACACCACGUUUGAGCGACUCGUCUCUCUUCUCUUGACCUACCGUCUCUCAAGACAAGGCACGACCUCAACGACAACUCAGAAAGCUCUUGGUAGAAGUUCGUUGAGCGAUUGGGAUCUGUUUAUCCUGGGUGCAGCAAGUAAACUGGUAGCUACUGGUGGUACCUAUCCUUAUAUCGUGGUCAAAUCGAGACUUCAAGCGGCUACUCAUAAAUACAAGUCAUCUCUCAAAGCUGUACUUCACAUCUUGGAGAAAGAGGGUUUAUCAGGCCUCUACGCUGGACUCGGUCCGAAGCUCCUCCAAUCAGUACUCACAGCUGCUUUCAUGUUUGUCGCUCAGCGAAGGAUCUACGAGUUUGUUAAAGGGCUCGUCAACGUCGCAGCUCAACGAAAGCUCGCUGCAGCUUAG